UCCAUGUGCACACAGUGACGUCGCUACGCAAGUCUGUCUGAGUCCUCCGCUGUUUGUAUUAGUCUUCAGUUGGGCGCCUUCAACAAUCUAGAAGCAAUGUGCACGUAAACAGAAAACAAACGACAGGACGUCUCGGUGAAGUCUCUGAUGACUGUACUGCUAAUGCGCUGUCGUUAAGGGUCUCGCGUCAUGCGCGCGGCAGUGUGCGGUGCGUUCAGCUGUCACAACUGAAACUAGUAUAUGCAAGCAGUCGCAACACUGGGAAUACUUCUAAACACAACUUAACGCCACUGUUUGAUGUCAUUCUCUCCGUUUUUUUGCAUUGGAUUACUAGUGAGCAGAAGCAGAGAUAACUGUCACCAUUGGAUGUCGUAAUUACGGUUUAUCAAAUGAUCCAGGUAUGGAGACUAAAAGAUACCAAAGUUACUGCGAAGGGGCAAAUGCAGAAAACAAAUGGGCACAAAUGCCGAACACCAUGGAGUAUUGCUGUUCUGCUGAAGAGAAUCUGACAAACAGCGACGUGCUUAUGGAUAUUGUUAACUCAAGCAAUGCCCCUAACUCUGCCUGCAAGGACAACAACUUUAAAACUACAGAGACAACCAUGCUUAGAGUUAAUCAGAAUCAACCAUUACCUUUUCCCUCCUUCAAAAACUCCUUCCACAACCGCAAGUCGGAAACAGACUCAAAGGAGCUCUCCAAAACAGUUGCUGAGUCUAUGGGCUUGUACAUGAAUGCUGCCAGGGAGGCAGACUUUAGCUUUGCCCAACAAGGUACUGCAGGAGGGCAGGGUAGCCCGGAGAAACUGUAUCCUCUUUGUGGGAGAGCAACUGAAGACAGCCAGUCCAAAAAGACUGGGAGUCCAAAGAUGAAAGCUCCCCCAGCUUCAUUCCCACCUGGGGCCCAGCUACCCAAUGGUGGCCCUCAGGAGUGCAAUGUGGUCUCUGCCUCAGUGCCCUUUGCACUGUCCACUGCUCUUUCGUGCAGCACUGAUGGAUCUGGACCCAUGUCUAGUCCUACCGGACACAACAUGGUGUCAUCCACUACCAGCCCCACCUUCUUUGACUCUGAUUGUCCAUCUCUAGCUUCUGCCCGCAAAAACUUAACCCAAGGUCAACACACCAGUCCCAACAUCUGUAGCCCUGUAAAGUCCAGAAUGGUGGGGUCACCACCACUGGCCAGUCCGCUCAGCGUUAUGAAGUCUCCAGUUUCCAGCCCUCAUAGCAUAGGUAGCGUGAGCUCACCGCUUUCCUGUAACACUAACAUGAGAUCAUCCGUCUCAAGUCCAACAACAUAUGGAGGCAAUACCUGUAACGUUAGACCAUCCAUCUCCAGUCCACCCACUGUUGGCAGCAUGACCAUGUCCAGUCCCAGGAACUCAUCCAGGGGCUUCUCGGUCUCUAGCCCUCCCAGUGGAUUGGGCCUAGUUCAGAAUGAUGUCAACAGCCCUGAGAGCCAAGAGCACGACUUCAAGGCAUUCGAGUUCCCGAAGGUAGAAAAUGUGGAUGGGGAAAUAUUUAACAUCGGCUUGGAUGCUAUGGGAGUGGCCAAAUAUAUCAAAAACGAACCUGGCACUGAUUACAGGAGUAUGUGCCUAGGCAGCAGCAAAAGCGCCAUGCCACAUUCUCCUUUCAUAACUCACAUUAAAACAGAGCCGAACAGAGAGGUGACUUGUUCGAACCUCCAGUUUGUAGAGCCGCAGCACUCUCUAGGCUGCUUUCCAUCUACAGAGACCACAUACUUGUCUUUGAGGAAUAAUAUUGACGAAUAUAGUCUUUCUGGGAUCUUGGGACCUCCGGUUUCGUCUCUGAAUGGCAACUAUGAACCUGGUGUGUUUCCUAACAAUGGCCUGACUAAGGGGAUUAAACAGGAAACCAGUGAUGGCAGCUAUUACCAAGAGAAUAAUAAUGUGCCCACGUCGGCUAUUGUUGGCGUUAAUUCAGGUGGACAUUCAUUUCAUUACCAGAUCGGAGCGCAAGGAACAAUGUCGUUUUCACGCCACAAUCUGCGGGACCAGACGAACCCCUUGUUGAAUCUAAUUUCUCCAGUUACUGGAUUAAUGGAGACGUGGAAAACUCGCCCAGGCCUGUCACAGGGCCCUCUCUCUGCCAGAGGGGAUGGCUAUCCAGGCUCUGUCUGCCUUACAGAAAACUUGGAAAGUGCAUCUUUGAGACACACAUCUUCAACAGCCAAAGUGUGUCUGGUGUGUGGAGACGAGGCGUCAGGAUGUCACUAUGGGGUUGUUACAUGUGGAAGCUGUAAAGUUUUCUUCAAAAGAGCAGUAGAAGGUCAACACAACUACCUUUGUGCUGGGAGGAAUGACUGUAUCAUUGACAAGAUUCGGAGGAAAAACUGUCCAGCAUGCAGAGUACGGAAGUGUCUACAAGCUGGGAUGAAUCUUGGGGCACGGAAAUCCAAGAAGUUGGGGAAGAUGAAGAGCAUUGGCGAGGAUUCUUCCCUGCAGAACUCAAAAGACGGACCUCCGUUUCUGACUUCGGAGAAAGAGUUGAGCUCGGCCAAUGCUCUUGUCCCCCACGUCCCCACGGUAGCACCGUUUCUGUCACCGUCAGUGUGUAGCGUCCUGGAGCUCAUAGAGCCUGAAGUGGUGUUCGCGGGCUAUGACAACACACAGCCCGACACAACUGACCACCUGCUCACCAGCCUCAACCACCUCGCUGGAAAACAGAUGAUCCGAGUGGUCAAGUGGGCCAAAGUACUUCCAGGUUUCCGCAGUCUACCUAUUGAGGACCAGAUCACGCUGAUCCAGUAUUCCUGGAUGUGUCUCUCCUCCUUCUCCCUCAGCUGGAGAUCCUUCAAACACACCAACGCCCAAAUGCUGUACUUCGCCCCUGACCUCGUCUUCAACGAGGAACGCAUGCAGCAGUCCACCAUGUACGAUCUGUGUGUGGGCAUGCGGCAGGUGAGCCAGGAGUUUGUCCGUCUGCAGCUAACUUACGAGGAGUUCCUCGCCAUGAAGGUCCUGUUGCUGCUCAGCACGGUGCCCAAAGAUGGUCUGAAGAAUCAAGGGGCCUUUGAGGAGAUGCGGGUGAAUUACAUCAAGGAGCUCCGUCGCUCAGUUGGGAAAGCCACUAACAAUUCCGGCCAGACGUGGCAGCGCUUUUUCCAGCUCACCAAGCUUUUGGACGCAAUGCAUGAACUCGUAGGGAGCCUGUUGGACUUUUGUUUCUACACUUUCCGUGAAUCCCAGGCUCUGAAGGUCGAGUUCCCCGAGAUGCUGGUGGAAAUAAUCAGCGACCAGAUACCAAAGGUGGAGUCGGGCCUAACACACACCCUCUUCUUUCACAAGAAAUGACUGAAAGCUCGCAAAAGGAGGGAAAAGUGAAGGAUCACAUGGGAGAAAAAGCAGAGGACACUCAGCCCUCAGAGAGCGAACAAGAGCAAGCCCGCUAUGCACAAAGCAAGGCGUAACGAGAGACUUGGUUUAAAGCCAUAUAAGGCUUGCGUAGUGUGGGAAGGCAAAGAGCGAUCUCUGUACCCAGCCAACAGAGAAGAACUCAUAUUUCAUGUGACAGUGCGUUCCUUACCCCCAAAGACAAUGCUGACAGUGUUCUAUAAGGAUAUGAAGCCAUAUUCUUUGGUAAAGCUAUAGACGUACAUGUGGAUACGUCACACACAGAAAUAUGGGCCCACAUACUAGACAUAUCCUUGACUCCCAGACCUGUCAAUCUGCCAGUAAAUACCAUUGCGUUUGUAUGUAACUCUCCUACAAUCUGCCGCUCAGAUGAAAAAAUGACAGGUAAGAUUCAGUAAUAAAACUGCUGGUUAAGAUGGAAUUAUUAAUUAAAUUGGGGUGCUUGCAAAGAGGUUAUAAAAUACUCCACCAAGGGCUACUAUAUAGCUACAUUCUGAAUAAUUGGUGCACGGAAGUAGAAAAAUGUAAUCUAAAUUUAUCUGCAAAAAUGAUGACUUGAAGUGUUUACAAAGGCCACGCUGAUUCAGUGCUGCGGUGGCCUGAUGAUUGAUAAGCUGAGAAAUGGCAGCUCCGAAAGAAAUAACUCUUGGAUCGGUCAGAGAAAAAAGCAUGCAACUUUGCAAUACAGCAAAUAUUAUGGCUCGUCUUCUUGAAAAAAUUGAGCUCACGCAAACACACAAGCCACGUUUUGUGCGCGCGCUUUGACUGUAGCGAAUUUAGUAAACCGUACCUAAGCUGUUACUAAACCAGCUCCCUUUUGACGUUAAGAAAAAAAAAAAAAAAACAGUACUACUUUACCGUUCCACACAAGAAAAGCAUUUUAUAUGAUUGCGAAGUUUUUGCGUUUCCAAGAAACAAUCCAGCUAGAAGCCAUUUUCUAACAAGGUGCUUCUGUUUUCUAAACGUAAAUAGUAGAUGAUUUUCAGUAGCAACACAUGUACAGUUAGUUACCGUAUAGGGAAAAUCAGCUUUUCUGACGCAUACAGCUUUCAUAUUCGUAAACGACAAUAACAGCUGUAGUCCACAUAGUAGUCUAUUGUAAGAAACAGACAGGGUUACGCAGACUAAUAACAACAGUAACCUGCUCAUAAACACACAAUAUAUGUGUAUCGUAUGAUUAUAAUUGUUGCUUGUAGGAAUAUUUUUCAAACGUUGUACAUAGGAAGUUUUUGAUUUCAACCACCUUGCUAUUUGGGGAAAUACCAGUCGACUUGAGAGUACUUGAGCGAAUUGUAUCUUAAAUAGGAAUUUGGACCACUGUUUCGUGUUUCAUAACCCCACUGUGCUACCGAUGGAUCAAAAGAGGUACCGCUAGUUCUCGAAUGCUGUGAGUCUGAGGACAAUGAAGGUUUGUGUGUGUGUAUUUGCUUUUCUGUUUUUCUCUCAAAUUUCUAAAAGGCACAGGAUAGCUGACUUAUUUUUUAGAGGGCAUUGUUGUUUUUUCUCUGAUAGGAUUAGAAUGAUCCUAUUGGCUGAUUUUGAUUUGCACAGACACCAUAAUGUGAUAAUUGGGAUAUUAGAUGUUCUGCUAUUGCGUUGGUUAUGUAAUGUGGUUUGGGUGGGGGGGGGUGGGGGACAGGUUGGGACAUUUGUGAACUGGAAAGGUCCAAGAACUUUUGAUGUUUGCCUUUUUGUUGUAGCUGGUUGGUGGUAAAAGAGAAAAAACCUAAUUGGAAUAGAACAAUCAAAUCAAUCUGUGGAACCCAGGCAAAACCCAUUUCACCGACUUGUCAAUACACUGUAUGUUUAAAGUUUUUGAUGUACCUAAAACUAGGUCUCUUUUUUCCAACCUUUCCCUUUUUUAAAUACACAGAUCUAUAAAUGAGAAUAAAUGUUAAAAAGGUUCAUAGGAUGUAUGUGAAGUAUUUUUGAGAGAUUCUAUUUUGCUGGACACGAUAUAUUAGUAAUUUGUCUAAAAAGAGUAUAUGAGAUCUUUUGUAAAGUGAAAUGUUUAUGCAUGCUUUUUUGAAAAGAUGUUUACAGUGUAUUUAAGAAGGGAAACUUGUGCCUUUUUUCUCACAAAAGUUACCAUUUUACAGAAUCUAUUGUAAAUAAAUCAGUGAAUUAUUAUGUUGCGUUGUAUGGAACAUUUCUAUAUUAAACAUUUGUCAGACGCUGGGAUGAAGUUCACACAUUUCCCUCUUAACAGUUACUGACUGCCCAUCAAUCAGAAUCCAGAGCAAGAGCCAGAGAGCAUGAUGGAUAUACAUUUCAUUUAUAUUUACUUUUCACAGCAAGAGAGACUUGUUACUCCAUGGAUGUCACUAACUUAAAACUUGUCAUUUUGCUCUGUAGUAAUGUGAACUAAUUGUCUGUUUUUUGUGUUUUUCUGCUUUGCUUCGCCUACAAAUCUAAUAAAAACACAACGCAGUGCUCUCAUCAGAGGUUAGCUAUAUUAAGCUGAAAAGAAAAAUACUCAUGGUUGCCAAAUAUUUUAGAUAUUUUUUGUUGAAUAUAUAAAUAAGUCAAACCAAGCAAAAACACUGUUUUUUUUUUUCUUCUUCUUCAGUGCUUCACAAGUUAUUGUCUUGUGAACCAACAAUGUUCCUUAUUUGUAUUUACACAGAAUAUGAAAAAAAUAUAUGGACUUUUUUUUUUCUUUUUUUAAACAAAUUCAAACUUUAUGUAAAAAAGACCUAAAGACUAAACUAGGACAGGGAGCAAAGUUAAAUCGCAAAUGUCUGAUAUGAAUUCAGAUGUCCAUCAGCAGCUUAAGAGAAUUUUUCAUGCUUGUUGCAGCAUGUUUGCAAUUUGCGUUCCUCCAUCACCAAAUGAUGAAGCUUGAAACAUUGAAAGUUGGUGUGAAUCCACACUUUUGAGUUGCUUGUUACUUCAGCUUUGACAGUCUGCAUAUGACUUUUUUUAGAUGUGUUUUUGGGGAGUCUAAUAACAUGUAAAACUAUGCAUUUGUACAAAUCACAUUACCACCAAGCAGCACCUUUGUGCAAAAUAAGGGCAAAGCAUGAUCAAGGUAACCAGAGUAUGUUGAACCAGAAUAAAAUAGAGCUUACUAGUGAAAACCCACAGAUCUCACGUUGUGUUUGCACAUUAACACCCAUGUGUUAAUGGAUAUUGAUUUUUCUUUUUGGGGGAUGCAUCUGAAUCUGUGUGCUAUACAUUGUUUAAAGUGACAAAGCCAUAUCUCUUUUGUGAUAAAAGAGCAUUUCCUUUGAACCCUCCCCACCUUUUUUAAUCAGUGCUUUGUACAAUACUUGUUAGCAAAUCUCCUCAGUACAGAAAUAUUCAACAUGAGCAAAAGACAGAUGCAAAUAGUUCCUCUAAAGUGUACAUCUUGAUGCAGAUCUUGCCAUAACUGUGUUUGCAGAAACAUCAAGGGAUUCCAAUAAACCUGUUAACAAUUAA
Carassius auratus (goldfish) is the source of this 6793-nucleotide messenger RNA. RefSeq names its product nuclear receptor subfamily 3, group C, member 2 (gene nr3c2). Gene Ontology annotation, molecular function: DNA-binding transcription factor activity; sequence-specific DNA binding; zinc ion binding. Gene Ontology annotation, biological process: regulation of DNA-templated transcription. NCBI's taxonomy places the organism in Eukaryota, Metazoa, Chordata, Actinopteri, Cypriniformes, Cyprinidae. The coding region runs from base 401 to 3310 and encodes 969 amino acids. The transcript has 9 exons. The record is from RefSeq and is a predicted model, not a curated record.